This is a messenger RNA of Parathielavia appendiculata, 516 nucleotides long. RefSeq lists its product as uncharacterized. The record is from RefSeq and is a predicted model, not a curated record. The transcript has 4 exons. Gene Ontology annotation, molecular function: translation initiation factor binding; single-stranded RNA binding; single-stranded DNA binding. Gene Ontology annotation, biological process: positive regulation of nuclear-transcribed mRNA poly(A) tail shortening; transcription initiation at RNA polymerase II promoter; DNA-templated transcription. Bases 1 to 516 code for a protein of 171 amino acids. Lineage: Eukaryota; Fungi; Ascomycota; Sordariomycetes; Sordariales; Chaetomiaceae. Gene Ontology annotation, cellular component: RNA polymerase II, core complex; P-body.
AUGUUCUUCCUCCACAACCUCGAACGGCGCGUCACGCUACACCCGUCGUACUUUGGGAGGAACAUGCACGAGCUGGUUACAACGAAGCUGGUCAAAGACGUCGAGGGAACAUGCGCGGGCGACUACUACAUCAUCGCCAUUAUGGACACAUUCGAUGUCUCCGAAGGUCGCAUCCUGCCCGGCAGCGGCCUGGCAGAGUUCACCGUGGGCUAUCGCGCCGUGGUCUGGCGACCUUUCAAGGGUGAAGUGAUUGAUGCCAUCGUGGACACUGUGAACCCUCACGGAUUCUUCGCUCAGGCCGGUCCAUUGCGCCUCUUUGUCUCAUCACAUUUGAUGCCCGACGAAAUCCGAUACGAUGCCAGUGCCACCCCGGCGCAAUUCACCAACGAUGCUGAUAUUGUCAUCGAGCAUGGUACACACGUGCGGGUCAAGAUUAUCGGCUUGCGAACCGAGGUCGGCGAGAUGUGGGCUAUUGGCAGCAUCAACGGCGAUUUCCUCGGAUGUCUGCAACCAUAG